Molecule: messenger RNA, 162 nt
Organism: Acaulospora morrowiae
Lineage: Eukaryota; Fungi; Glomeromycota; Glomeromycetes; Diversisporales; Acaulosporaceae
Source: the annotation of a GenBank genome assembly
AUGUCGUCCCUCGUUCAAUCCAUAUUUCAUCCUUCUGAAAUCGUCGCGAUUUUAUACUACUUGUAUUCUAGACCUCCGCAAAAACUUAAUUUAAAUUCAGAAAAUAAGUCUAAGAUACGAUGUUAUGAAUUUUUGAAGCAAACUUCUCGCUCUUUUGCAACC